CCUGCCCCCCCCAUGGGUCCUUCCCGGAAGGGCGGCUCUUUGAGGAUCAGGAUGAGGCCCAAGAAGCCACGUUUUCCACGUCGUCUCGUGGCUUCUAGAGGAGCAGCAGAGAAAGGCUGUUCCAGGCACUCUUCUGCUCUGAGAAGCGCCUCUUUUGGGCCUCGUCCAGCCGCCGCUCGGCCAGGAGCCAAGGCCACGCGGGGCGGCCUGACUCGUCCGUGGCCGGAGCCGUGGGCCCCUGCACGCUCGGGCUCAGGCCCUGAGUCGGAGGGUGUGCCUGGGCCCAGCGGCCGUCCCUUCACCCAGGCGCAGGGCUGGGGCCGGAGGGGGAGAUGGAGGCGGCCCGCUGAGGGGAGUCUCCAGGCCUCGGAAGCGAGCCACGGAGGCGAGCCACGGAGGCAAGGACGUGGCCCUUCCGGAGGCGAGUCUUCCGUGCCCAAGAAGGCCUCUUCUGGGUCGCCAUCAGAGAAGGGAGGCCCGUGGAAGCGCCGCCGCCCCUCUGUGGCUGGGAGGCCCCACAGGCGAAGGGACAGCUGCCCCGGCCAGCGUGAGGACCGGCUUCGGCCGACCCCAACCUCCAAAGCUCGUCCCAAAGACGCUUCAGAAGGUGCCAGGCUUCAGAAGGUGCCAGGCUGGGGGGCCGAAGCGCCACAGAGUCCCCGGGGCCGGGGGCGGGGCCAGCAUGGGGCCCACACCAAGCACACGCCCACGGGCCUGCCCAUUGGCAGGUGAUCUGGCCGCGGGCAUGGCACCUCCGCCUCGGGCUCUCAGGCUGGGCCCCGCUGGGGGGGGCGCACAAACCCACCCACCACCCUGGGGGAGGGCCAGAGGGGGCUGGGAAGGUGGAGGGGCUCCCGACCCGCAGGCAGGAGAGGGGGCUGGGGAGUCUCCUGCCUGGGCAUGCGGGGGGGCCCUGCGCAAGCACGUACCCCUCCCACCCCCCAGAGAUGCACCUGCCAGAGCGUGUGCAAGUGCGCGUGCGCCCGUGUGACUUUCUCUCUGCCCCGCCUCCGAGCCCGGCCCCGCCCCACGCUCGGGUUAAGGCUGGCUCCGCGGCACGUGAUCACCGAAACCUCCCCAGGCAUCAGCUGACCAGGGCCCCAAACCCGGCCUGAUCCGCCGACGAAGGGACAGACGGGCAGAUCCUCUUGUCGGUCGUCGCCGCCGCGGCUUUCUGCAGCGCCAGCAUCGUCGCCGCCGCAGCCGCCGCAGCCGCCGCCGCCACAGCAGCCAUGCAGCCUCCCAGGCUACGCCUCCUCCUGCUUCUGCUGUGCGGAGCCGCCGCGCUCCUGGAGCCUGCCAGCGCCCUGAUCAGAAUUCCCCUGCACAAGGGCAAGUCCAUCCGCCAGACCUUGAGGGAGAUGGCCGAUAAGCCCCUGGAGCUGCCCACGGCCCAGGAGGCUGCCAUGAAGUACGCGCUGGGCUUUGCACCGGGCCAGCCCACCCCCGAGAUACUCAAGAACUACAUGGAUGCUCAGUACUACGGAAGCAUCGGCAUCGGCACCCCGCCCCAGGUAUUCACCGUGGUCUUCGACACCGGCUCCUCCAACCUCUGGGUCCCGUCUGCCCGCUGCAGCAAGUGGGACAUAGCCUGCUGGUUUCACCACCGAUACAAGGCAGAGAAGUCCAGCACUUACGUGGAGAAUGGAACCAGCUUCGCCAUCCACUACGGCUCAGGCAGCCUUUCGGGAUUCCUGAGUGAAGACACCGUCACGAUCCCCUUCGGCUCGGAGGCCUCGGGAGACCAGGCCAUGGCGAUUACGCAUCAGACCUUUGGGGAAGCCGUCAAGCAGCCCGGCAUCACCUUCAUCGCCGCCAAGUUCGAUGGCAUCCUGGGCAUGGGCUUCCCGCGCAUCUCCGUGGACGGCGUCCUGCCAGUCUUUGACAACCUCAUGAAACAGAAGCUGGUGGAGAAGAAUGUGUUUUCCUUCUAUCUGAACAGGAACCCCACUGCUCAGCCCGGGGGGGAGCUGCUGUUCGGAGGCACCGACCCCAAGUACUACCAGGGGGACUUCACCUACCUCAACGUCACGAGAAAGGCCUACUGGCAAGUGCACAUGGACAAGGUGACCGUGAAAGGACACACACCGCUGGUCCUGUGCGAGAACGGCUGCGAGACCAUCAUUGACACGGGCACCUCCCUCAUCAUUGGCCCCGUUGAAGAGGUCAAAGAACUGCAGAAGGCCAUAGGCGCCACGCCCCUGAUGCAGGGGGAGUACAUGGUCCCCUGCGAGAAGGUGCCGUCGCUCCCGCUCCUCAUCUUCACUUUGGGGAACAAGAGCUUCGAGCUGACGGGCGAGCAGUACAUCCUCAAGGUGCAGCAAGCUGGGCAGACCCUCUGUCUGAGCGGCUUCAUGGGUAUGGACAUCCCUCCCCCCGCGGGCCCCCUCUGGAUUCUGGGCGACGUCUUCAUUGGCCAGUACUACACUAUGUUUGACCGGGACAACGACUGUGUGGGACUCGCUAAGGUCCGCUGACCGCCCGUCGCUGGGGGCCUCGCCAUCCCUUGCCUGUCUGCUGGCGUCAGGGGGGGACUUGCUGCAGAAGAAUGUUGAGAAGCCGUCGUCCCUCCACCCCAAUGAUGCCCAGCACCCCCUUCUGAGGGCCCCAGAGCCCCCUGCCCUCCUCUGCCACUUCUGCUCUAGUCUGAAGCUUCCAGGUCUCAGGCCCGCCUCCACCCUUCCCAGCAGGCCAGGACCAAAGGUGGUGCUGAGAGGUUUCAGUCUGGGUCCUCUCAGCCUUUGGGGAAGAGGUCAGAGGAAGAGGGAGGCUCCCUGGCCUCCAGGCCUCGGGCACCACUGCCUUGGUCCUUCAGGUGGGAAGAGCUUCGUCUCCUACUUCCCCUUAAUCUGGGCUGCCCUGGGGCUAAGGGCAUUCCCUCAGGGUCCCUGCCUCCAGGUCAGAAUGCCCCUCCGGGCCCAGCCCCAAGAGCAGGAAGGAGGCUGCUGGGGCUUUGGGGGAGCUCAAGGCCCCAGGGAGCCCCACUCAGGAUGUGAGGCUGGCACCUCAAGGUCCCCCAUCAAGCCCUUUGCUUCUCCCUCACACCUGUGUUGGCAGGCAGUUGAAGUAAAAGUCUAGUUUUGGGCCCUUUU
Molecule: messenger RNA, 3092 nt
Organism: Monodelphis domestica (gray short-tailed opossum)
Lineage: Eukaryota; Metazoa; Chordata; Mammalia; Didelphimorphia; Didelphidae
Gene: CTSD
Product: cathepsin D
Biological process (GO): proteolysis
Molecular function (GO): aspartic-type endopeptidase activity
Source: RefSeq, a predicted model, not a curated record